UUCACUGUCCCUCCGCUAGCCACCUAGCCCUCGGAACCCCGCGGGUGCCUUACCCGGAUCGGAGGACCGAGCUCCCUCCUCCGGGUGGGCCCUCCGCCCUCGCAACCUCGUCCGGCUCUCCUCGGACGCCCCCUUCGCCCAGGCCCCGCCCCCCGCCGCCGCUCUAGCCUCCGCUCCUCUCGUUGUUGUGUCCGGUGCCUCAGGACCCCAGAAAGUUUCGGAUGAGCUUAUCCCAACACUUAGAGAUGGGGCUCUGGAACCUGGGAGUCCUGGAGAAUCGCCCUUAGGGCUCCUGGUCGAGGGCUCCUGCGUUUUCUUCCUUUCCAAAGUUCUGAGUCCCCUUCCUGUUUCACAUUCACUACCCCCGAGGUACCAUGGCCUCCAAGCCUUGUUAUGAGUGGAGUACCACUCUGUCCCACCUGACACUGGGAGUGGUGUCUCUGCAUGCAGCCGUGAGCACUGCCCAGGCAAGUCGAGGGGCCGCUGCUGGCUUCCUGCUCCAGGCCUUGGCCUCUGCCACCGUGCUGGCCCCAGGGCUGGGCACAGAUGAAGACUCUCUUGCUGGAGCCUGGGUGGCCACUGUCAUCAGUCUGCCCCUUCUGGCCUUUGAUUUCCACUGGGUGAAUGGGGACCGCUCCUCUGCCAACCUGCUCCUGGGAGGAGGGAUGGUGCUGGCUGUGGCCGGUGACCACCUUGGUGCUGAGGGUCGCUCUGUGGCUGGUCAGGCAGUGGUGCUGGUGGUUGCAGUGACUAUCCUCAUCGUGGCUGUUUUCACAACCAACACUUAUGGAAUGUGGGGGGGUGCGAUGUUGGGUGCUGCAGGCCUCCUGAGCCGGCUGGAAGAAGACAGACUGCUGCUGCUGCCAAAGGAGGACGUCUGUCGCUGGGCCCUGGCUGCAGGCAGUUGGGCCUACCACCGAGCCCUGCACACACAGCGCCUGCAGUGGGAGUGAUGCUUAGAGACAGCAUGGUGGGGCUUCCGCCCUGGCUACCACUUCCCCCUCCCACAGGCCUGCUCCCCUAAGGAUGGACUCUCGGGUCUCCCAAAAAGAGCUUGCUGCAGGGUGAUGGAUGCCUUAGUCAGGAGGCCGAGUCCAUGCACCACCGUCCCUCCUCUGCCUGAGUGUGGGGACUUGCCUAGACCAGAAUGAAGGGGAUGGGGCCCCAGGCACAUUUUGGGGCCUGCUGCUGGGCAGGCCAUGGUUGUGUAUCCAAAGAGAGGCUUGGUCUCCAAUAAACCUUAGGGAAACAGCA
Messenger RNA from Nyctereutes procyonoides (raccoon dog), 1254 nucleotides. RefSeq names its product transmembrane protein 276 (gene TMEM276). NCBI's taxonomy places the organism in Eukaryota, Metazoa, Chordata, Mammalia, Carnivora, Canidae. The record is from RefSeq and is a predicted model, not a curated record. The coding region runs from base 375 to 953 and encodes 192 amino acids. The transcript is spliced from 3 exons.